AUGGAAGUCAGGCACACCCAGCUAAUAGAGAAAUCUGAAGGAAAACACAGCGCAGAUCUCAAAGAAAUAAGCAAAUCAGUGCAGAAGACUCUGGAGAUUAUCUCUCUAUUGAGUGAAACUGUGAGCAACACGAUGGAAAUAUAUGCCUCUGACAGUCAACUUCAUCUCAAAGAGAUCAACAAAGUCAAAGAGCAAAUAGAGAGUGUCACAAUUAGUCUCCAAAAACAGAUGUCCCUUCUCCAAAUGGACAUCAGAUCAGCCCUAGCAGUAGCUUCUGCAAAUCAGGUAGUGACCAAAGACUACUUGAAGGUGAUUAUUGACAAUCAAAAGGAAGCAUACAAGCUGUUCAGACUUAUUGGUGCAAACUCUGGAAACUGCAAGAUGGAAGUAAUUCUCCAACAACACAGUCCAUCUCCAAUACCACAGCUCCCUAUUGCAAUCAAAGAAGGAGAAGUAUCUUAUAUUCCUUCUCAUCUGAACUUGACAAAUCUAAUCCUUGAAGCACAGCAAAGAAAUCCAGAAAACUCAGCACAACUUCUAUCCAGCUCAGGACUGGAUGGAACAGAAGUUAUAGGUACAGUUGUUGACCACUUCUCAAAUGAUGCUCAGUCAGAAGAAAGACGUGAAAAUUUAAGACGCAUCAAAGAACUGUGUGGGAACAUGAAGGGCAUCAGUGAAGUUGCCGGAUCUUCAAAGCGCAAGAGAAACUGAAGGUUCUUUACAUCAAAACAGGGGGAAA
Messenger RNA from Cuscuta campestris, 739 nucleotides. Lineage: Eukaryota; Viridiplantae; Streptophyta; Magnoliopsida; Solanales; Convolvulaceae. The record is from the annotation of a GenBank genome assembly.